AUCGAAGGUGGAGUCCUCCUUGCGCCGCUGUCCCUCUGCAUCUCUGCGUUCCCUGAAGAACCCUCAGAAUUGGUAGUUGGUCGCCGGUCUCUCUCGAGGCAAUAGCAGGCAGAUUGCAUAUAGUGGGAAGCCGGAAAAGAUGUCGUACAUGCGAGGAGACCUCCUCUCCAAGACGAGGAAGUUGGUGAAGGGCCUCGCCAAGCCCACCCCGGUGUGGCUCAAACCCAUGGAAGAGGCGCCACCGGUGACGUUCCCACGGACGGACGGGAAGAUCAAGAAGAUCGAGCUGCCCGAGGAUGUUUACAUAAAGAGGUUCUUUAAGAAAUAUCCGGAUUCUCUCUACCAUGAUGCUAUCAAGAUAAGUGGUUUUGAUCCUCCUCCAGCACGAGUUUUUGCUUGGCGUGUUCUGGAGCUGAAGGAUCAAGGUGUUGAUGAAGAGGAAGCCAUGGCUGUAGCUGAUAUGGAAUAUCGAGCUGAGAAGAAAGCAAAGAAGAAGGCAUACUCUGAGCUGAAGCAAAUUGCACGUCUGCAAGGGAAGAAGCCACCUCCAAAUCCCUACCCAAGUGCCAUUAAAGAAAUACAAGCAGAGGAGAAGAAACUUGUCCGGGAUCGUUUCUUCAAUCCAAAGAUACUUGAGAUUGUGCAAAAGAUGAAAGCAGAAAUGGCUGCAGAGAGGGAAGAGAAACAAAGAGAAGCCGGCACUGGAGGGGCUGGUGGCAGUGGCCAGCGUGGUGGAUGGAAUGGUGGUCAGCGUGGUGGAUGGAAUGGUGGCCAGCGUCGGUAAUUGCGAUCCAUUAGAUACUGAAUUGUUAUUUGCUUAUUGUUACUUUGCUACAGAAGUUGCCGUCUCCAUUUGUUUGCUGUGAGUUGCAAUAAUAGAAUAUUAUGGAACUUUGAUACAUGUCUUUUGCUUUCUUAAAUUU
Molecule: messenger RNA, 923 nt
Organism: Musa acuminata subsp. malaccensis (wild Malaysian banana)
Lineage: Eukaryota; Viridiplantae; Streptophyta; Magnoliopsida; Zingiberales; Musaceae
Source: RefSeq, a predicted model, not a curated record